AUCAACUUUCUGUGUGCUCUAAGCAACAGUACAGCAACGUGAGUGUCGUGUCUGAUUAGAUGAUGAUUGUGAAUCGUUAGAUCAAAAUUAAAGUUUACUUGAGACUGAGUGUUUCUUAGGACUUGCUUGUGUGUGCUUCGACUACUUUGUGAUGGUGAAGUAUUGCUUGUAAUAUGACUUCAUUGAUACCCUUGUCAUCCCCAGUAAAGCGAUUGCUCGGUUGGAAACGAGGUGAAGGUGAAGAAAAGUGGAGUGAAAAGGCAGUCAAGAGCCUUGUCAAAAAGCUUAAAAAAAGUGGUGGCCUCGAUGAACUUGAAAAAGCUGUAACUUCUCAAAGUUCCAGUACAAAGUGUAUUACUAUUCCAAGAUCGUUAGACGGCCGUCUUCAAGUAUCACAGCGUAAAGGGCUACCUCAUGUAAUUUAUUGCCGCUUGUGGAGGUGGCCAGAUCUUCAGACACACCACGAAUUGCACGCACUUGAAAACUGCGAGUACGCUUUCCAGCUCAAACGUGACGAAGUUUGUGUUAAUCCCUACCACUACCAAAGAGUUGAAACGCCAGUUUUACCGCCAAUCUUGGUUCCACGCCAAGCAGAAACUGGAGUAAACAGCGUCAACCUUUCAACAACAGGAGCCAAUAAUAAUCAUCAAAUCGUUAAUAGCACGGUUGCCACUAUUCAAGACCUGCUGUCACUGGAUGACCUGCCGCUGUCGAUAGCCGACGGUCCUGACUUCAUUAUGUCAACCGCCGGAGUGAACUCACCUAGUCCUGCAUCUAUUGGUAGUGGCGAUGGUGGUGGUGGAACUUUUCCCUUAACAGAAACUCCUCCGCCUGGUUACAUGUCGGAAGACGGCGACACUCAAGAGCCCGCAGAUAUGAUGAAUGGUAGUCGAGUUUCACCUAGCCCUCCUAUCGAUGCACAACCCGUUAUGUACUGCGAGCCGGCAUUCUGGUGUUCGAUAAGCUAUUAUGAGUUAAACACACGCGUGGGAGAAACUUUCCAUGCAUCUCAGCCAUCCAUUACCGUUGACGGUUUUACUGAUCCCAGUAAUUCGGAACGAUUUUGCCUGGGACUUUUAUCAAACGUAAACCGCAACCCUGUAGUGGAACAAACCCGACGACACAUUGGGAAAGGAGUCCGUCUCUAUUACAUUGGAGGCGAGGUCUUUGCCGAGUGUUUGAGCGAUUCGUCCAUUUUUGUUCAAUCCCCAAACUGCAAUCAGCGUUACGGUUGGCAUCCGGCAACCGUUUGUAAAAUCCCACCUGGAUGCAACUUAAAAAUAUUUAAUAAUCAAGAAUUUGCCGCACUUCUUUCCCAGUCGGUAAGCCAAGGCUUUGAGGCUGUUUACCAAUUAACAAGAAUGUGCACCAUACGGAUGAGCUUCGUCAAAGGAUGGGGCGCAGAGUAUAGACGCCAGACGGUAACGUCUACCCCAUGUUGGAUCGAACUUCAUUUAAAUGGCCCAUUGCAGUGGCUUGAUCGAGUUCUGACGCAAAUGGGAUCGCCUCGCCUUCCGUGCAGCUCCAUGUCAUGAUGAUGAAAUAACUUUUGAAGUGCAUACCCACCUUCCGGUUCGGCAGUAAAUCCUUCGUCGAGGGUACUUCGACGCCGAAUACUAGGUCACUCAAAUGUUCUCUAUUGACGUCUAUCCAUACUAGCGUUUGGUAAACGCAGUUAAAAUAAUAGUUACGCAAACCUGCUUGCGCCGAUUAAUUUCUUAAUUCGAAAACGUUUUCCCGAUCAUGCUCAUUUGCAAAUACUGGUGAGCAGUUCUCCUGUUUGCUAUUUCUUUUUACAUCCUUUCUCUUGCCGUUUAUUUUCUUUUUCUAGUUUUUUCCUGAUACGCUCACUGUCCGUUCAUUAUUCCACUCGGAUGUGCAAUAGUCGAUUCAGUCAGACGAACCAAUAUAGCCCGCUCUUCUGCUGCCGUACAUUACCCACCCUAAGCAUUUACCGUUUUUCCAUAGCCCAAACUACCUCGUAAGCUGCGUUCCGCGGAGCUCGUCGUAGUCCACAAGUUCACCAAAUAACUGGAAGCCACUCAGGUCGAUCAAAUAGUCGCCUUUCCGAUCACACCCUCAAGCCACGUCGUUCACUCCCGACAAAUGAUGUGACUCCACACCCCACCUCAAAAGUUUCUGCUCGAGCAUUCACCAAAUGCUGUAUCUACUUUCGUCCGUAUAUUUCCUUUACCCAUCGAGUGACAGAAAAGCAGCAAACCGGAGAAUUCAUUGUUGUACUGUUUAAAAAUUUCUUUCUGAGCUGAGCUGUUUUCAAGCGAAAGAGAUAUCUUUUCCUUAAGUGUUGAUUCUUGUCCUAAUUCUUAGGUUCUUCCAUGUGUUACGAAUUUCGACAGAAAUGCUGGUUAAUUCGAGAUCAAUUUAGAUACUAACAGCAGUGCAUUCGACGCGUUCAUAUUAUAGAAUACCCCCAGUUUUCUGUUGCUAGCGUUUCCUUUUCUAGGACUGUUAUUCUUUAUCGAGGCAUAAAAUACCUUUAAACUUAGAACAUGCAAAAUUCAGUUGUUUCAAAACUGAUGUGUAUACAUUAAUGGGAAUAAGAAUAAAGGUAAAAAAGAGUUA
Molecule: messenger RNA, 2583 nt
Organism: Daphnia magna
Lineage: Eukaryota; Metazoa; Arthropoda; Branchiopoda; Diplostraca; Daphniidae
Gene: Smox
Product: mothers against decapentaplegic homolog 3
Exons: 6
Coding region: 174-1535 (453 amino acids)
Biological process (GO): regulation of transcription by RNA polymerase II; cell differentiation; SMAD protein signal transduction
Cellular component (GO): heteromeric SMAD protein complex
Molecular function (GO): RNA polymerase II cis-regulatory region sequence-specific DNA binding; I-SMAD binding; DNA-binding transcription factor activity, RNA polymerase II-specific
Source: RefSeq, a predicted model, not a curated record